AUGGGAAUCGUGCUCAAAUUUGCGCUAAUUUUUGCCGCCGCCUCAAUUGGCGCAAUUUCGGCGAAACGCGUCGCCGUUCGCGCCGUCGGCCAAUAUUAUUGUCGCGGCGAGCCGCUCGUCAAUCAUACCGUGUGGCUCAUCGAGCGAAAUAAUAUUUUUGGGCAUACCAAAAUCACCAGUGUUCAAACCGAUCGUAAGGGACAAUUCGACAUUUCCGGAAACGCUGUAGAAUGGUGGGGCGAUCCGAGGCCAGCCGUCUAUAUUGAGCAUCGAUGCGCCGAUGAGCCGAGAAGAACCGAAGGCAAAAUUUGCACGACUUCUGAGACCAUGGACAUUCCGAAAGCGUUCCAGAAUCAAGGCUAUCUGCCGAAAUACACAAUGCAUUUGAGUUUGAGACGAUUGGACGAGCCGAUCGAAAUCCACAAGGGCUAUGCGACGGUGGCAGCGACGCGACGAUUCUGGGAUUGCAUACUCAUUUAA
This is a messenger RNA of Caenorhabditis bovis, 480 nucleotides long. The record is from the annotation of a GenBank genome assembly. Lineage: Eukaryota; Metazoa; Nematoda; Chromadorea; Rhabditida; Rhabditidae.